Messenger RNA from Electrophorus electricus (electric eel), 2873 nucleotides. It is a transcript of the gene ccnk, whose product is annotated as cyclin K. Gene Ontology annotation, molecular function: cyclin-dependent protein serine/threonine kinase regulator activity. The record is from RefSeq and is a predicted model, not a curated record. NCBI's taxonomy places the organism in Eukaryota, Metazoa, Chordata, Actinopteri, Gymnotiformes, Gymnotidae. Gene Ontology annotation, biological process: regulation of transcription by RNA polymerase II.
GAAGAAGACAGCAAUGUGGCUGCCUUUGUAGAUGCAAUUUUAGUCUAGCUAUCCUCCUGAGCAAAGCUUGGUAGCUUUACAGUGUGAAAGUGACUGCUGCUCAGUCUGACGAGUGCCGUUGUCCAGUUUAGCACCACAGCUUCCACUUCCUAGCAAAUGAAGGAGAACAAGGAAAACUCAACUCCUAGCAGUUUCACCACAAAUCUGGACCACAUAAAACCAUGCUGGUACUGGGACAAGAAGGACCUGGCCCACACCCCGUCCCAGUCGGAGGGCCUGGACCCGGCGACUGAGGCCAGAUAUAGAAGAGAGGGUGCCAGGUUUAUAUUCGACGUAGGAACUCGAUUAGGGCUACAUUAUGAUACGUUGGCCACUGGAAUUAUAUACUUCCACCGUUUUUACAUGUUUCACUCUUUCAAGCAGUUUCCCAGAUAUGUGACUGGGGCCUGCUGUCUGUUCUUGGCUGGGAAAGUUGAGGAAACUCCAAAGAAGUGUAAAGACAUCAUCAAAACAGCUCGCAGCUUGCUCAACGAUGUGCAGUUUGCGCAGUUUGGAGAUGAUCCAAAGGAAGAAGUUAUGGUGUUGGAGAGAAUAUUGCUCCAGACAAUCAAGUUUGAUCUGCAAGUGGAGCACCCCUAUCAAUUCCUGCUGCGCUAUGCCAAACAGCUUAAAGGUGACAAGAACAAAGUGCAGAAGCUAGUGCAGAUGGCUUGGACCUUUGUAAAUGACAGCCUCUGUACGAUGCUGUCCCUUCAGUGGGAACCAGAGAUUAUUGCUGUGGCAGUCAUGUACUUGGCUGGUCGCCUGUGUAAGUUUGACAUCCAAGAGUGGACGUCCAAACAGUCUUCACGUCGCUGGUGGGAACAGUUUGUGCAGGAUGUCCCCGUAGAGCUAUUGGAGGACAUCUGCCACCAAAUCCUGGACCUGUAUUCCCAGGGCAAACAGCCUAUCCCGCAGCAGCCCCAAAUUCAGGAGAAAGAAAAGCCGCCACCUCCUCCUGUGAGCCAAACAAGCCAAUCGGGAGGGCCGAGCCCUGUGGCUCCGCCUCCACCCAAGAAGACCUCCCCCCAGGCCAGUCCCCCCCGCCAGCUAAAGCGCCAGCAUGUUUCUCCAAAAGAAGAGCCAAAAGUUGCCACAGAGCAAGUUGGUUCUAAAAUUCCACGUCUGGAAAGCCCAAUGCCUCCCCUACCAGUUGCCCAACCUCCUGAUCGCAAAGCCCCGCCCUCAGCUCCCGCCCCACCUGCAGAAGCAGAGCCAGCAGCCUCUGCUGACUCGGACCUGUCCAAGGCACCUCCUCUGCCUCACGGAGCUCCGCCCCCUCUUCCUCACCGACCACCACCUCCACCCCCCUCCAGCUACAUUAUGGGAAUGUCCACUUCCAGCUCUUACAUGUCAGGCGAGGGCUUCCAAAGCCUGCAGUCCAUGAUGAAGACCGACACACCGUCCUACGCUCCCAUGCCCUCUUAUGGGAUGCCUUACCACCCACAUGUUUACCCUCCAAACCCUCCUCCUCCGGGCCCGCCACCCACAACUUACCCUCCUCCAAACCUUCCACCACCAAACCCAGCCUACCCCCCACCUGGCUACAACCACAGCUACCCUCCCCCCCGCAUGCCACCCACGCACGCAGUGCCUCCCCCCGGCAUGGGUUUACCACCUGCUGGGUAUCCACCUCCACCGGUACCCCCUGGCCAGCCUCAGGUGCCCCUACCGCCUGGCAUGCCACCUGUAGCAGGGAUGAACCGUGGAGCCUGGAUGAGAUGAGAGAACAGGUGGUGGUUAUGCAAGUCAGUGGAGGGAAAGUAGGCAGAGUGGGUUCUGUAGUGGAGGCAUGUGCAUUCCCAGCCUUCUCUUUCUGAAUACCAUUCCACCAAAUCUGUUAUCAGUCACCAGUCUCAGGAAGGUCAUAAUUGUUUAGGCUUGUUAUGAGGGUUUGACUGUUAUGUAGUCAUGCAAUGCACCAUCAGACUUUUGAUUAACUAUAUAACUAUUACCUGUAUUCUGUUAUAAGGAUACAAAUAAAAAAUAUACAUCUUUGAAAAGAAAUCCCUUUUCCACUUCAAUUUGACAUUGACCAUCCUAAAUGUAAAAGACAAAAUUAUUUUGGAUCAGCAUUAAAAGAGCAUCCAGGCUCAAGUAAUCCACCAGUGCAGGAUGUGUACUUCCAGAAACUGGUCUUUCCUCUAAGUAAAACCAGUACAGUUGGUGGAAUGGAAUUCAGACUCAUAAUGUGUCUCCUAAUGUGUCGAUUAAAAAUCUGUGAAUAUCAGACAUGUCCUUGGCCGGAAUACUCCUGAAGAGGUAUUUUCUCUGGAGCCAGAAGAUUAUAAUUAUUUCUUUGAAGGGAAUGUUCCUUGUUCAGAACUGUAUAUGCAUACCAUACAUGUCUGGGAUGGAAAUGGCUUGGGCCUUUUGAAAAUACGAAUUCCAGGUUGUACAAAUCGUGCAGGGUUACCCUCAGUCACCUUUUGUCUAAACUAGCUUGUAGUUCUUCUUGGUGUUCAUUUAUACUGUUGUACAACAGAAUGCAUAAAUAUUUUGUUACUUAUACAAAUGAUGCCAAUACACGCUCAUAGUGGUCUUUUUCAUCCAAAUAUGUUGAAAGCAUUUCUUAUUUAUUUACAUGAGCUAUGGUUAAAUGACCACCCUUCAUCAAAUGGAUUCAGCCAUUAAUCCACCAGUUAAAAUGCAUAAAGGAGAAUAUUUUGUAAAUACUUUUUUAUGACUAUGGAGACAUCUUCAUUUUAGCUUUUCCAGAUGUGCCUUAGGCUAGAAUCUGAUGUGCCUACAUCACACCUGUACCCACCAGUUUGUUUUUAUUUCUUUGGCUCUUGGGGUAAUAAAAGUCUUUUCCCUGUUCUGCUUUCAUCAAA